Messenger RNA from Acanthoscelides obtectus, 4344 nucleotides. NCBI's taxonomy places the organism in Eukaryota, Metazoa, Arthropoda, Insecta, Coleoptera, Chrysomelidae. The record is from the annotation of a GenBank genome assembly.
CAAAAACACCCGACGAGCUGACAACACCGCAAUCCAACUGACAAGAAUGACAAGAUUUGCUGUAAAGUUUGGUGUUAAUUUUGCAAUUUAAACUUUCAUGUUUUAAAGUGUUUGCAACGAUUUCGCUGUAGCUAGUCUUAUUGCCUUAUUGGGACUAUAUAGUAGAGUAUAUUUCAACACUAACUUGUCUUGCGUGGUCACGCCGGGUAUUUUUGCCCAUCCUUACUUUCCAUGUCACUUGUCAAUCAUCUGUCAAAGAGUGACAAUCUUGACGACACCUCAAUGUUGAAAAAAGUUGUAAAUUAAUUUCGGAAGCUUAUUAAUUUAUCCUCUUAUUUCUGCAAAAAUGUUACCUUAGACGUUAUAAAAUUGGUCUCUUCUUAUCAAAAAUCCAAUAAUCCAGGACGUAUUAUCAUUAUUCUAAGCAGAAGCGUACCUGCAGCGUAGUGGCUUUGCCUGGUUUGUGUAUAUACGGUGUGCGUUUAGAGGACUUGGGACUUAAAAGAUGUCUGAAGAGAAUUUUGAGGAGGACGUGCACUUCGAUGAUGAUAUUGAUGCAGAUGAACCGUUCAGAGACGGGCCCCCAAGGGGCGGAGGACGAGAUUUUUUCAGGGGUAGAGGAGGCAGAGGGGGAUUUGGCAAAGGGCCCGGUGGUCCCCGCAACUGGAACGGGCCCCCGGGUCCCCCGCGAGACAUGAGAUUUCGCGGCCGUGGUUACGGCCCUGGCGGACCUCCUCCUCCGCCGUUCGGCAGAGGUCGCGGCGGACCCCCCGGCCGACCCCCCAUGUUCCGAGGCGGACCCCCACCGAGAAACGGGCCCCCGGGCGGCGGUUUUGGCGGACCUCCACCUGGAUGGGGGGGACCGCCUAACGGGCCCCCGCCCUUCGGACCUCCUGGCAUGAUGGGACCCCCGCCUGGUAUGGGCGGUAGAGGCGAUAGGUCGCCAAUAGACGAUCGGCCAGGUGAAAGGGGACAGAACCAGAAGCCAGGCGCUGGUGGACAGGCACCGUCAUUUCCUGGGGGUGUCGACCAAGCCUCCGAAAUCUGGGUAGAAACAAAAACCUCCGAAGGCAAGUCGUACUACUACAACGCCAGAACGCGCGAGACGACCUGGACGAAACCUGAAGGAGCGAGUGUGAAGGUGAUCUCGCAGGAUCAGGUGGAAGCGAUGGCUGCUCAAGUAACCACUGGCGGUGCGCCAGGGCUCGGGAUGCCGACGGGUCCCCCGAUGAACACGUCAACGGCCGCUCAAGCGGCCUUGGCGCAGGCGAGCAUCACUAACAAGCCAGAAACAAUCCAAGCCAACGAGGAGGCGAAAAACAGCGGCAAAGAAGGCGGAAUGCCGCCGCACAUGGCCCCUCCAGCCGCCAUGAUGCCGCCUCCGGGCAUGUUUCCGGGCGUUCCUCCGGGCCAAUUUGCCCCGCCCUUCGGCCUACCGCCUCCCGGAUUCCCCGCUGGGGGAUGGCCCCCGGGGGCGCCGCCCCAUCAGCCUCCAGGUUGGCCGGCUGGACCUCCCGGUGCACCUUGGGCUCUACCACCGCUCUUGGCCCCAGGCGGAAUCCCUGGAGGAGCCGCCGCGGCUCUCGAUGAGGCGGCGGUCAUGUCGAAAAUUGAUCCGGACAUUGUCGCCAAAGCUGCCGAAUGGACGGAGCACAAGGCGCCAGAUGGAAGGCCGUAUUACCACAACGCCAACCGCGGGGAAAGCGUAUGGGAAAAGCCGCAAGCAUUGAAGGAUUUAGAAACCGCUAAGUUGGCCGCUGCCCAGGGAAUCUCUACUCGUCCCAGUGGAGGUCCAGUUUCGCAAUCGAACUCUGAUCAAGAUUCGGCUCGGCUGAACGGCACCGCGGCCAAAGAGGCCAAAGAAUUGGCGAAGAAAGAGAGCAUGGAGACGGAAGAUGAGGAGGAACAGGCGAAGAGGAUCGCGGACGCUAAAAGGAAAAAAGAAGAGGAGGAACAGAAGGCUAAGGAGCUGAAGGCCCAGGAUAAGUCGAGGCCGGUUUCUAGCACGCCUGUACCGGGAACGCCGUGGUGCGUGGUGUGGACCGGGGACAAACGCGUCUUCUUCUACAACCCGUCGUCGCGCACCUCGGUAUGGGAACGUCCCGAGGAGCUGCUGAAACGCACCGACGUCGACAAAAUGGUGGCCGGCCCGCCGCAAGACGCAGUUUCCGGCGGAAAAGCGGCGGAAAUGUCGGCGGGAGAUGCGAAAAGCCCGAGCGGAAAGAAGCGCAACACGGAGGACGAGAGCGGCGAUAGCGACAGCGAUGGCGGAGCAGCUGUGCCGCCUAAGAAGGUCAAGACGAACGAGCAGGACAAUUUGCAACAUAACAAUACGAACGGGUUAAGCGCGCCACCCGGCGGUCCGGGCCAGAAGAAGAUCGACAUUGGCAAGGAGGCGGCGAUCGAGGCGGAGGUGCGCGCCGCCAAGGAGCGGGCCGUCAUCCCGUUGGACACCAGGAUAAAACUGUUCAAAGAGAUGCUCGCCGAGAAACAGGUGUCCGCGUUCAGCACGUGGGAAAAGGAAUUGCACAAGAUCGUGUUUGAUUCUAGGUACCUGCUGCUGACGUCCAAAGAGCGCAAACAGGUGUUCGAGAAAUACGUAAAAGAACGAGCCGAGGAGGAGCGUAGAGAAAAGAGGAACAAGCUGCGAGAGAAGAAGGACGCUUUCAGGAAAUUGCUCAGCGAGGCGCACCUGCAUGGAAAGUCGUCGUUCAGCGAUUUCGCUCAAAAGUACGCAAAGGAAGAACGUUUCAAGGGGGUGGAAAAGAUGCGGGAGCGAGAAAGCCUCUUCAACGAGUACCUGAUCGAAGUGCGGAAGAGGGAGAAGGAAGAGAAAAUCCAGAAGAGAGAAACGCUUCAGUACUGUUUGAAGAGUUGGUUGCUAGAUGGCGGGCUACGUCCGACUGUGGUUCCGGGAUCGGCCGUCGACCGUAGGUGGCGCUGCCGGCGUGCUGGCCGUAAGAAGCUGCCUCUUCUACACUUCCCCCACUUCUUGCCUACUACGUGGGUCGCUUGUUUUUAGUUGACGGUACUAAAUAAUCUACAAGUUAGUUUACCAUGUAAAACGGGACUUCUUGGCAAUGUUGCGCGAACACUCCGACAUAGACCGGCAUUCUCAUUGGUCGGAUGUGAAGCGAAAAGUCGAUUCUGAUCCGCGUUAUCGGGCCGUCGAGUCGCACGCGGCGAGAGAGGAUUAUUUCCGCGAGCAUUGCAAGAUGCUGAAGGAGGAGAAGAAGAGAUCGAAGGACAAGGACAGGGAGCAUAAAAGGGAGAAGGAAAAGCACAAGAAGAAGGAUAAGGAUCGCGACAGGGACAGAGAAGAGAAGAAGGAAAAGAAGGAGAGCAGGGAUAGAGAUAAGGACAAGGAGAAGGAUAAAGACAAGGAUAAGGAAAAGGACGAAGCUAAGGCGGAUGGCGAAGACGUCGACGAAGAUGGGGAUGUUUCCAUGAAAGAGGCGGAGGAUGAAAAUGAAAAAGACGAUUCUGACGAAGAGAAAGCGAAAGAAGAAAAGGAGAAGGACAGAAAAGCGAGGGCUGAAGCAAGUUUAAGGGAGAGAGAGAAAGAAGUCCAAAGGACGUUGGCGAAUCAUAUGAGAGACAGAGAUAAGGAGAGAGAACAGCAUAAGAGAGAUGAAGCUGUACAGCAUUUCAAUGCUUUGCUGGCGGACUUGGUGCGAAACUCAGACUUGAGUUGGAGAGAAGUAAAAAGGAUCCUGCGCAAAGACCACAGAUGGGAUUUGGCCGACACAUUAUCCAGGGAAGAUAAGGAAAAACUGUUCAACGAGCACAUCGAGCAGUUGAUCAAGCGAAAAAGGCAGAACUUUAGAGAGCUGUUGGACGAAACGACAGAGGUGACUUUGGUCAGCACUUGGAAGGAAAUUAAGAAGAUCAUCAAGGACGAUCCGAGAUACACCAAGUUUGCGUCCAGCGAGAGGUGUGAACGCGAGUUCAAAGACUACCUGAAAGACAAGCUGAUCAUAGCUAAAGGUCAGUUCAAGGAACUUCUGCAAGAGACGAAAUUGAUUACCCACAAAUCGCUGCAAACUCUGCGCGAAAACCAGGGCCACAUGCAAGAGAUCGAAGAUAUCCUGCGCAACGAUAAGCGAUACCUGGUGUUGGACCACAUUCCCGAUGAAAGAACGCAGCUGAUCUUGAACUAUUUGGAGGAAUUGGACAGGCGAGGACCACCUCCUCCGCCCACGGCCAGCGAACCGAACAGGAGAAGCAUUAAGUGAUUUUUUUUGUUUCCUCAUCCUUUUUAUGUUGCUUCAGUUGUAUAUUUUAUCUUUUUAGAGCACCUUUGAUGUCUAUCUGUGUCACAAUAAAGUGCCCAUUUGAAUAUGA